Molecule: messenger RNA, 2413 nt
Organism: Aaosphaeria arxii CBS 175.79
Lineage: Eukaryota; Fungi; Ascomycota; Dothideomycetes; Pleosporales
Product: copper amine oxidase
Exons: 4
Coding region: 1-2331 (776 amino acids)
Biological process (GO): amine metabolic process
Cellular component (GO): plasma membrane
Molecular function (GO): quinone binding; primary methylamine oxidase activity; copper ion binding
Source: RefSeq, a predicted model, not a curated record
AUGAGGUCCUCUCUCGCGGUGUCUUUCUUCCUCUCUUUGCCCUUCCACUCCCUGGUGGCAGCAGCACCCAGUGUUCAAUCUCCUGCCCGAACUGUAUUCUCUGGAUUGAGCCGGCGCAGUAACAAUGAAUCCUUAUGCCCUGCUCCCGUCGAUAUCCCUACGGUGGCUAAAUUGCCAUCGCCAUUCACUCCUCUAUCCGAAGCCGAAUUGUCGGACGUGAAAGCAUGGCUAUACGACCCUAAGCAGAACCUCAACUUGACAUCCACCAAGAGCGAGACCCUGUCCCAGACCGACAACUACAUCUGGAUCAUUGAGUCCUUGUACCCGAACAAGACCGAUGUUCUUUCAUACCUGGACGGAAAUGGCCCCCUGCCCCCUCGAUAUGCAAGAGUUGUCAUCAACGAGGGUGGCAAGGCUGAUCCCGAUGUCUCUGAAUACUAUGUCGGACCUCUUCCAGUCAGCUCAGAGACGACGAUUCAGACCCUCGACUACUUCUACUCUCGCUCGGCACGCGUCCCAUUCAAUGCCCGAGUCGGUGAUGGUCCUAGAUCUGCUGCUAUCGAUGAAAUCGUCACCAAGACUAUGUCCAGCAUUGCUGAUAUCACGUUCAACUUGACUGGCCUGCAGUACUAUGGCGCCGAUGAUGAGAGGACCAACGCUGCCUACUUUGUCCAGUCGCCUUCCUCCAUGGACGGCAGCACUUCGUACGUCUGGACGCCAUGGCGUCGCGCCGGACUUGCCCCUUACGACCAGCCUUCCGACUUGUAUGUCAACUUCGACAUUGGCGGCAGUGACCCCGCGUUGUACAAGUGCAGGAUGAUUGUUUAUAAUCUUGUCGUAUAUACAUCCGUCGAGGACUUCAGAGAGGCAUUCGAAGCUGGAAAGAUCACACAGUCACCUCCCCCUUCGAGCGAUGAAUCCUUCUUGAGGAAAGAUCGCAAGGGCCCGAUCCGUGAAUUGGAAAACCGAUUGGCUCCCGUCAGUGUUGAGUUGGAUGGCAAGCGAUACAAGGUCGAUGACGAGAACCGUUAUGUCGAGUAUCUCGGAUGGUCCUUCUACACACGAUUCGAUCGCGAUGUUGGUAUUCAGUUCUUUGACGUCAAGUACAAAGGAGAGCGAAUUCUGUACGAGCUUUCGCUUCAAGAUGCUGUUGCACAAUACGCUGGCAACAAUCCCUUCCAGGCUGGUACGGCUUACAACGACCGUUUCUACGGCAUCGGCAUCGAUGUUGGUCGUCUCAUCCCCGGUUAUGACUGCCCAUACCACGCAACUUACUGGAACGCGACCUUGACCAAUGGCGAGUCAGUAGUCAACAAGAAAAACGGACUAUGCAUCUUCGAAUCUGACAUUGGUUUCCCGGUGACGCGACACACCGACUCGACUUACACCCAGAGCACCAAGGGAUCCAAGUUGACAGUUCGCCAGAUCGCUACCGUAGGCAACUAUGAUUACCUCUGGGACUACCAAUUCUUCGUCGAUGGAAGCAUAGCCGUUGAUGCUCGCGCCUCGGGCUACGUCCAAGCUAACUACUACCGACCUGAUGAUGAAGGCAAAUGGGGACCACGAAUCCAAGAGACCAUUGCAGGAACCCUUCACACCCACGUGAUGAACUUCAAGGCCGAUUUCGACCUCAUCGAUGCGAACAACACUUUCCAGAAGACCGACAUUAUCGUAGAGAACAUUACCCAGCCAUGGUACCCCGAGCUCGGCACCUUCGAGCAAAUGCGCUACAACAUCACCGAGCUCGCCAAUGAAGACUCAGCCCUUCUCGAGCUCCCCAAGAACGGACAAUCCAUGUACACUGUCAUCAACAAAGCACACACCAACAAGUGGGGACUUCCCCGAGGCUACCGCGUGAUCCCCGGUCUCUCCAACGUCCACCUCGCCUCGCACACCAAUCCCUUCUUCCUCAAGAACGGCGAAGCCUACAAGCAAGCCUUCGCCGUCUCUCGUCACCACGACACCGAACCCCACUCCUCGGCCGCCCUCAACCAGAACCUCCCCGCCGACCCCAUGGUAGCCUUCUACGAUUUCUUCGACGGCGAGAGCCUCAUCCAGGAAGAUCUCGCGGUCUGGUUCAACUUAGGCAUGCAUCACUACACUCGCGCUGAGGACAUCCCGAACACGUUGAUGACAGAGGCUCACAGCAGUGUCAUGUUUGCGCCGCAGAACUGGGGCGAUGUCGAGCAGACCGUUGAUCUGACCAAUGCUGUUAUCUUCAACAAGCGCGAGGGUGAUAAGAAGGGCAGUGUUGUCCCUGAGACUAACGGAGCCAACCCGCCCAAGUCCUUCCCAUUGAGGGACGAUGAUCAGUUGUUGGGUGUGUUCUAAAUGUAGAUGGUUGGAACGAAAGGCAGAUAGAGGAAGGCUGUCUACUGCAAGGCAAAUAGUCUACUGUAGACGUUUGCGCUGC